UUCAUCCACCCAUUGAUGGAUGAACAAUAUGCAUUCAUCCACAUGUGCUUGUCCCCACCCUGUCUUCUAUUUAAUCCCCUUCCUUGCCUCGUCGCUGCGGUGCGCGCUGCUGCGGGGGUUCAUGGUUUUGUGUCCCAGCUGAAUCGACCGACGUCUUCCGGCUUUGAUUUGCUUGGUUCGCAAAUUCCAGUUUCCCCUUCGGACAUUGCGAUGGCUUGCAGCUUCGACUUCGUUGUACUUCUCGUCCUCGUGGUGUUGGGAAGAGUGCUGGAGGUCGAGGGCCGCCCAAGUGGUACAUGGGGCUGGAUUGCUGACAGCAAUGAGGACAGUGGCCUCCAGCGCCUGACUGUUCCACAGUCGUUGCUUGGCAGUAUCGCGUCUCCUUUGAACGCAGAGGAGACUAACAAGUACUUGAACCAGCUCAACGACCACACUCUGCGCCACCACGGCCAGGACGACGAUUUCUGCAAGGUUGCGAGACUCGAAUGCAAUUCCGACGUAGAAAUCGUGGGAAUGUCCCGCAUCAAUCCCGUCGACCAGGAGUCUUUUGAGCAUAACCGUGAUUCAACGGACAUCAUGCUUGGAAACCAAUUCAACCACAACGACAUCAAUAAGGGCAACGAAAUCGUGUUGCCUGAGAAUCUCCAUGACUCACACCCUAUUGUGCCGUUCCUGCCUCAGUCCCUUUCUGAGAAAUUGCCCUUCUCCAGUGGCAAGAUGCCGGAGCUUUUGGACACUCUCAACAUCCACCGCGGCUCCAACAUGGCGAUGAUGAUGUACCGCACUGUGAGCCAGUGUGAAGCUCGGGAUCAGAGCAAGGAAAGUCGAAAGUGCGUGACCUCGUUGGAGGACAUGCAGAACUUCGUCAGUUCAAGACUGCCUCAAGACAAGCAUAUCACCGCUCUUGAGCGAUCCAGCUCCAUCUCAGGUGCCGUCAGGUCCCACUCAAAGGAUAGCUGGAAGGUGCUCGAUACCAAGCUUCACGAAACAGCCGUGAUCUGCCGCAAGAGCGUGUUCGCCUACGCCGUCUUCGAGUGCCAAGACACCAGCACGAGCAACAUGCACAUCUAUAGCGUCGAGAUGCAAGGUCACGACGGAUCCCGCAGAAGCGAAGUAGCCUCAUGCUCAAAGAACUUCGCCACGACUAGCGUGGAUGCCACGGCACACAAGAGGACCGAGGGACAAUCCUGCCUCUGGGUCACCGAUGCCUUGAUCUGGGCACCGACGAACUAGACUGCUUGCUGGUUCGAUUAACCUGGUCGAACACGACUGAACACAAACAUUGUCCAAAAAAUCAUAAAAUGUAAUAAGAGGGGAUUCUCAACACAUCAAGAACUUCGCUACUCUAGAGCUGGCACCCGCAAUAUCGAGGUUGAGGACGAUAAAAAAAACAAAGGAAGUGGGGAUUUGAUUGAGGAUAUUUCGGAGGCGUUCCGUAGUCGUCUCCGAGAGACGAAACGUGGCUCCCUGUGGUGUUGAUAGCUGGUGUUGGAUUGUAUAGAUGAGAUGAUUUGUCUGGGGGGCAGAAAGGAUAUGAUGAUCUCGUCCUCUUCUCUCCUCUCAAGUUGGAUUUAAUAAGACUGCUGCUGCGGUUGCAAGAGCAACUCCAGCUGCAAGUGCUACUCUUCAUCAUUUCCAUGGUUUGGUUUACCUACGGUAACCGUUCCCUCUAAAUCAAUGCUGGUGGGGCAGAUCGCAGGAGGCAAAAUAAUAAAAGAAAGGAAUGUGUUUAACCGGAGACUAUUUACACUA
Physcomitrium patens is the source of this 1752-nucleotide messenger RNA. RefSeq names its product BURP domain-containing protein 16. The record is from RefSeq and is a predicted model, not a curated record. NCBI's taxonomy places the organism in Eukaryota, Viridiplantae, Streptophyta, Bryopsida, Funariales, Funariaceae.